Molecule: messenger RNA, 768 nt
Organism: Fusarium keratoplasticum
Lineage: Eukaryota; Fungi; Ascomycota; Sordariomycetes; Hypocreales; Nectriaceae
Product: BTB domain-containing protein
Exons: 3
Coding region: 1-768 (255 amino acids)
Molecular function (GO): protein binding
Source: RefSeq, a predicted model, not a curated record
AUGAAUCCCAAGUCUAAUUCAGGAAUGGCCAGCGUGCGCGAGAAUGGCGACUUUACGGACUUUGGCAUUCUCUGCGGAGACGAAAGAAUCGAUGUCCACAGAGUGGUUAUUAGUGGUCAAUCUCCCGUUUUCUACCGGGCAUGUACGUCAAGAUUCAGUGAGGCAACAUCUCGAACCUACAAGAUUGACGAGUUUCCUCUUGCCAUUGUACAACGCAUGGUAGAAUACAUGUACACGGGCGACUACUCCAGCCCCGAUGAGGAUAGCACCUCGGAAGACAAUGCCGACCAUCUGCCCGUCCUUUCGGUGCACACUGCUAUGGCCUCUUUGGCAGACAAGUACGACAUCAAAGGACUGGUAGCAUUGGCAACGGAAAGGUACACCAACACCCUCAAGAACGACCCAGACUUUGAGAAGUUCCUUGACUCGGUCGCCGACAUAUACCGCAUGCCCGCAGAAGCGUCUCAGCCACUUCGAGAUGCGGCGGUGGAGUUUGCAAGACGUGAGGCCAGAACGGCUGUGGACUCGUGGAAAGGGUGGGACAAGUUCCAAGAAGUGCUGAGUGACUGCCCCCAGUUUUCCAAAGAGUUCCUGUGCUCGAUUAUUCAGCGCCCAGUGAUGCCGAUACUGGGGCAUUGUGGCCGUUGCCAGCAGUCGGGGACCAAGGUGCCUGUGGAAGUGCUUCAGUGCCGCUGCACGAAUUGUGGGAAGACAGGCGCAACGUUGGACCCUCAGGAAUGGAGUUUUGAGGGCGUUCUCGGGUUGUAG